GUCUCGGUGUUGCCCGGUAGCCCGCCGAACGUCCAGUCAGUCCAGUACGCGCAACCCGCGCGCCAGUCACCUGCCGACAGCGCACAGCAGCGCCCGACAGUGCUUGUCCGUGCCAGUGUUGUCGCCAGUGUCCGCGGCAGUAGCUAGACGGGUCCAGCAACCGCAGCAAGCCAGCAGCGCCCGUGCACGCUGUGUGCAGCACGCGACAGGCUACUGGCCAGGCCGAUGCCGACUGCCGGUUCAGUCGACCGGCAGUCCGGUUCAGACCGACUGGACCGGUUCAGUCCCAUGUUUAAAUCGGUUCAGUUCUUAUAUGGCGCCACGUAGGGAACCCGAUCAUCCGGCUCCUACUCAGGCUACGGUAGUCGCACAGUUCCGCGACUAUCAUGCUGAAAAGUUCUCAGGGCAGGGAGAUCCCCGCAUUGUAGAUGAAUGGAUUCAGGGCCUGGAGUUUAUCUUUGAGGUCAUGGACUGCCCCGAUAGAUAUCGCGUAGUUUGCGCUCAGCUUCAGCUCACUGGUGAUGCUAGACUCUGGUGGAAUGCCUACUGGAGCAUGCGUCCCGGUGAGAAAGCAGGAUGUACAUGGGACAUGCUCAAGGAGCUAGUCCGCGAAAAGUACUACCCCUCCUACUAUCGGGCAGAGAUGGAGCGUCAAUUCUUAGCGCUCCAGCAGGGCACUCGUACGAUUGAUGAGUACGAGCGAGAGUUCACUAGACUUGCAGCUUUC
Striga hermonthica is the source of this 727-nucleotide messenger RNA. Lineage: Eukaryota; Viridiplantae; Streptophyta; Magnoliopsida; Lamiales; Orobanchaceae. The record is from the annotation of a GenBank genome assembly.